UUUAUAGACGACGGGCGCGGGUGUUUAAUUCAUAUCGCGUUUCAAGACAACGCACACAAAAGUAAAUUGUUUAGGAGUCUGUGGGAUAAGGCAGAUACCUUUAGCAUAUAAUAGCCCUGUGAUAUAAUUCUGAUUUUAGGAAAUAACAACCAUCGUUUUAGCAACGAUAUCGUUAUUUCUCAAAGCAAAUAUUCUGUUUUCACUGCUAGAAUGUGAAACAUUGGACAAAACCAUUAUACCUUCGUAUGUUUAGUCUUGCACGAAUUACUUAGAAACAAAGCCAUGAUUUCCGCAAGAACAGCAUUCGAUUUCAGUAGACAUUAUAGCGCUUGUUCAGUUAGUUAAUGCAUUACGCUGAAGCAGCAUUUAAUAGACAUUGAUAGUUGGAUAUCUAAUGGAAUGGCAAAUGUUGAUCAGUUCAAAACACUUUUAAAGAAUGCCGAAGACCUCGGCAUUAGUUAUGAGCAGUUAAACAGACUUAAAACCGUCAGAGCGAUUCAGAACGAUGGAAAGAAAUGGCAUCAACGGAAUUCAAGAGUUCUGUACGCUGGCUUGGUAUUUUUAUUCAGUAUUGCCUUCCCGUCUUUGUGUCGCUUUGCUGAUAAAUUGGGGAUAGUAGAUGCUUUGAAACCAAGUACUUUAAAACACUACCAAUGCAUCCUACCCAGUGAAGCUGUUGCCCAAUACGUCCGUAAACCACUAGACUGUAACGUUUGCAAGGAUGUAACUGAAGUUUUGUAUGUAAAGAAUAUAACACAAGAAGAAUUCACUGAGAAAUACGCAUACACCAUGCAGCCUAUCGUCGUACAAGAUGGCCAGAAAGGCUGGACAGCAAGCAAAACGUUCAGCUAUGAAUAUUUUAAAAGCGUAUACCCCCCUGGAUCCGAGGCUCUAAUGCAAAUUGUAAUGGAUUGUCAAUUUUUCCGCUUCGCAACCGAUUUGGCUGGUCCUGCAGAUUUUUUCAAUAUGUCGCAAAGCAGAGUAGAAGGGAAAGAAGACCAGUGGUAUGUUGGAUGGAGCAACUGCGAAGGACAUACAGCAAACGAGCUCAGAAAGCAUUACAAAUUGCCAUACUUUUUGUCGCCUGAAUUGGACCACGGCAACAUGGAUUGGAUAUAUAUGGGGCUACCGGGGCCAGGAGCUCCAUCACACAUUGACUUUGUUCCUGGGGCAACCUGGCAAGCACAACUAAGCGGUGAGAAGGAAUGGACUUUUGAAGCACCGCCGGAGUGUUAUGGUAUAUGCACGUCUAAGAUGAAAGUGAGGGUUAAGGCUGGGGAAAUAAUUGUUCUGGAUGGGAGCAGGUGGUACCACGAGACCAAUAUUAUUGGAAAGGAUAUGAGUAUAGUGAUUGGAGCGGAAUUUUACUAGAUAAUACAUAUCGUGUUUUAAAGAAGUAUAUGUAUUCUAGAAACUAUAAUAUAGUUGGGUGGGGAAAGAUGUGACACUUUUCAUUUUAAUUUUCUCGUCUCAUUCGGUAGUAAAAGGAGAACACUCAAAGCGUUAUAAAACCGUAUCCUCACGACUUCUAUAAUAUAUAGACCUUUGUUAGCUGUUUAAAAC
This is a messenger RNA of Ciona intestinalis (vase tunicate), 1563 nucleotides long. The record is from RefSeq and is a predicted model, not a curated record. NCBI's taxonomy places the organism in Eukaryota, Metazoa, Chordata, Ascidiacea, Phlebobranchia, Cionidae.